UUGGCCAUAAACUUCGCGAGUCGAGGGAUCCGUCUCUGCGCUCGUGCUUUCCACCACUGCCAGCGUCACCCGAUCUUCCUCCGCCUUUCCCACCACUUUGAACAUCGAAGGAGCGCUGCGGCCGCUUCUGUGCCAUCCGCGCGGCCUCUCCAGACACUUUCUUUCUCAGACAGUCAUCGCCCCCUCUGCCGUCGCCGCCGCCGCCGCCGCGUUCUCUCGCCCCCUUUCGCCCUCUCGUCUGUACGGCCCUCUCGCUUCUGUCUUUGCAACCUUAUCCUCCUCCUUCGCCUCGCCGCGCCAGCGCCUAGAUAUCGCCUAAGAGGCACAGAGGACGACAUGUAUCGCGGCAGCUCGUCCGAUCUCGAUCUCGGCAACCCGGCCGCUUCGUCCGAGAAUGGCCAGAACUACAACCAAUACCUCGUCCACGGCAACGGCAACGGCGCCUCGUCGUCGGAGAAGCCCCAGCGGAGGACGGGCAAGGAGUGGCUGCCUUACACGGGGCAGCGUCAGCUCAUCAUUGCCAUCGAUCUCGGCACGACGUUCAGCGGCGCGAGCUACUGCAUCCUCGAGCCGGGCAAGCGGCCAAAGAUUGAGGACGUGAGGGCAUGGCCCGGUCAACCGAGCCACCUGUCCAAAGUGCCAUCGGUGGUGACGUACGACGAGAACCGACUGCCGCGCCUGUUUGGAGCCGAGGCUGAGGGAAACGAGGCGGAAAACGUGCUUGACCAGGGUGGCUUCCAGGUCAGGUGGUGGAAGCUGCACCUGAAACCCGAGCACCUCCGAAUCAUCCAUGCCGUCGAUGACGCCAGUCGCGAGAUCGAUCUGGACCCGCUCCCAGAGGGGAUAACAGCAGAGCAGGUCUGCGCAGGUUUCCUCGCAUACAUGGUCCGGUGCAUCGGUACUUACAUCUACUCGAGGCUGUCCAACGGACACGAGGUGCUCACUACGCUGGGUCAGAAUACGUCAUACAUUGUCACGGUGCCCAACGGCUGGGAGCUGGCUCAGCAGCAGCUGCUUCGGCAGGCGUGCAUUGCCGCUCAGCUCGUCACGCCCGACCGAGGCGACUCGAUCCGCUUCGUGACAGAGGCCGAGGCUUCCAUCAACUUCUGCGCAAUGAACCCUGCCGCGACGGGCGACUGGCUCGACAAGCCGGGACAGCACCUCAUCGUGUGUGACGCAGGUGGCGGUACCAUUGACAUCUCCACGUACGAGGUCACAUCGACAUACCCUGCCAUCGAAGUGCGCGAGAAUGGCGUUAGUGACUGCAUUCUGGGAGGAAGCGCUACCGUCGAUCAUCGAGCGAUGCUCUAUCUCCAAGAACGACUGCGAGACACGCGAUGGGAUAAUCCGGAAGAUUUGAGGAGUUUGCGGCAGUCCUUUGCGACCACGAUCAAAGAGACAUUUGCCAGUGCGGCCCAGGAACAGAUUUUGCUUCCCGUCGGCUCUUCCGGUGAGAACGAUCCCAGCAUUGGGUUGCGACGCGGGAAGCUCGUCUUCACAGGCAAGGAGGUGGCUGGUUUCUUCGAGCCUUCUAUUGCGGCGACGGCAGAGAGUAUCAAGGACCGCGUCGGGCGGAGCGGAGGUCAGGUUGCAACGGUGGCCAUGGUCGGUGGUUUUAGCGAGAGCUUGUACUUUCGACGGGAGCUCCAGGCGCGCUUGGGCAGUGCUGUCCAGCUCUGCAAGCCAGACGAGUCGACGGCAAAGGCCGUGGCCUCGGGUGCGCUGGUCUGGGUCAUUGACGGCGUCGUGGGCUCGCGCGUGAGCCGGCACUCGUUUGGCAUCAAGUGCAGCACCGUCUUCCGUCACAAUGAAUCCAAGCACCAGGCCAAGGCAGCAAAGGCAUACAGCGGUGUCGAUGGUGUCAAGCAUCUUCCAGACGCCUUUGGAUGCAUUCUUAAAAAGGGCGAGAGCGGCCGCGACGACGAGGAACACGUCAGCCCAUUCGUUCUGACCUGGGUACCCUCGGUCGCAUGCACAGCAAACAUUGCCCUCUACGUCUAUCGCGGCGACGACGACUUUCCGGAAUUCGUCGACGAGCCGGGCUUUGAGCAGCUGGCCACUUUCACGAUUGACAUGCAGCCGUUCCACGCCCUCCUCCAGCGCUGCCGGUCGGCCGAUGGAAAGGAGUUCCUCCGUGCCGACGUCAGCUUGGCCAUGAAGCUCAGUGCGACGGAGCUGAGCGCCCAAUGCAUCUUUAGGCACGGCGGCAGUCUCUAUCGGGGUCCAGUCACGGUCACAGCUACACACAACUAGAUAUUCGUCCAUUGUCACUCUCCAGAUCAUCACCCACAUUUUUUUCUUUCCCAUUCCUCUCCCUCUCCCAACCUUUAUUUGGCUUAAUUCCCUCUCUUGUCUCUAUAAACCCAUUGACAAGAACUGGUGUUCUUAUCCCUAACAUUCUACUCAUCCUUUCUCUACGCCUUGAUAGCUCGGACCCGGAGCCUGCAGUUCAUGGCCGUCCACUGGUCCUCCUCAGCGUC
Acaromyces ingoldii is the source of this 2480-nucleotide messenger RNA. RefSeq lists its product as hypothetical. NCBI's taxonomy places the organism in Eukaryota, Fungi, Basidiomycota, Exobasidiomycetes, Exobasidiales, Cryptobasidiaceae. Gene Ontology annotation, molecular function: ATP-dependent protein folding chaperone; ATP binding. The transcript is spliced from 7 exons. Bases 337 to 2253 code for a protein of 638 amino acids. The record is from RefSeq and is a predicted model, not a curated record.